AUGAAGAAAUCCGAAAGAAGUUCAAUCAACCGUAAACGACCACUUUCCAUACAAAAUGAAUCAAAACAACGCUCAGCGGCAAAAGUAAGGUCAACUUUUCUCCACCAACCAUUCACAAUAACCCCAAUGCCAAAAUCUCUAAGGAAUAAGCAAAAUAUUCUAAGUACAAUAAGCGACAGUAAUCGCGAGCAUGGAACGCUUCCAAUGGAGUUGGUAUGCAAUAUCCUUUCGUGGCUACCAAUUGAAGAUCUUCUCCGUUUUAAGAGUGUAUGCAAGCGUUGGCGCGAUGAAAUUAACAGCCCUUAUUUCAUCAACUCUCACAUUCGCCGCAUAAAAAAUAGCAAUACAAGCUCCCUCGUCAUAGUCUUUUCUCCCAAGUAUAAUAUUCUUAUGUCGAUUGAUUUUCACUAUCCUGAGAAUACUAAGGUCAGGCCUAUAACUCCUAAUAUCCCUCUUGACAGACGACCCUUCCUCAUCGGUUCUUGCAUUGGUCUUCUUUGCUUUACACAUUUGGAGUAUUCUAUGUCAAAAGAAAGCCGAAGUAGGCGUUUUUCUCUUUACAACCCGAUCACUGGCGCCUCCAAGCUCAUACCUAAGUUGGAAUCUCUAAACCCGAAUUUAAGGAAUGGUUUUGGUUAUGAUUGUAUGAGCGGAGAUUAUAAGAUUUUGUGUCUGGCAACAGACCAAGAAGAUUUUAUGACGACCUAUACUUGUGUCUACAGUUUGAAGAGCAAUUCAUGGAAUGUAAACAUGGACGAACCUUGUCCAUAUUUAUGUGGCAAUAUACCAUGGUCAUCAUAUAUGGUUUUUUCUAAUAAUGCACUGCAUUUCAUAGCUUCGGAAAAGUUAAUUGCGUUUGAUCUUGCAAGCGAAAGAUUUCAUGAGAUACCACUGCCUAGUGAUCAAGUGAUUUCUUAUAUUCAACAAUUCGAGUUGGCUAAUUUAGGGGGAUGCUUGCAUUUGGUUACAUUAACGGAUAUAUGGAUUAUGAAGGAAUAUGGUGUACAACAAUCCUGGACUAAAUUGUUUUGCUUCUCACAAGCGAAUGAAUGUGCCUUAUUUGAUCGUACGAUUUUGGGGCAAAGAAGGUUAACGCCUUAUGCUUAUUCAAAGGACGGAAGGGAAAUUCUAGUAGCUUUAUCCACUCAUCAUCACAUGUUAUUUCGUUUAGAUAUACAAAGUCGAGAGUCCAAGAAGAUCCAAAAUUCUAGUUUACCCAAAAAUUGGGAAAAUUGGGCAUAUUCUGGUGAUGCCAUGCCAUGGGUUGGUUCCUUAACUUCCUUUGUUUAUCCCUCAUUUUGA
This is a messenger RNA of Chenopodium quinoa (quinoa), 1302 nucleotides long. RefSeq names its product F-box/kelch-repeat protein At3g23880-like. The coding region runs from base 1 to 1302 and encodes 433 amino acids. The transcript has a single exon. The record is from RefSeq and is a predicted model, not a curated record. Gene Ontology annotation, molecular function: protein binding. Lineage: Eukaryota; Viridiplantae; Streptophyta; Magnoliopsida; Caryophyllales; Amaranthaceae.